GCUCUCUGAUACUUAUUACCUCAGCCAUAAAUAUAUAAGGCAAUCUUUCAGCAACCGUGUAUUUUUUGCUUUCGGAUGUAAAAGCAACUGUUUAGAUGACUUGGUUUCCAGAUUUCUACCGGUGGAAAGUGUUUGGAGAACGGCAAGUCACUGCAGCCUUCGUGAGAUAUACCAUCCGGAUCUGGGCGAAUAUCGCCGCUCCAAAAGCUUUUCUUCUCUAGCGCCAAGCCAUGGAAUGCCUUUCGAGGACCGCCAUGCUGCACGAUAUUUUGGACCUUAUCGAAGUUACGUGCCAAAAAGAACGGAAUGGAAGUCAACGCUCGAUAGCUAUUCCAGACCACGAUCCUACCAAAAACGCCUUCCCAGUAGGCCAACAACAGAAUUUAGCGACGCAGUGAAAUUGAAUCUGAAACAAACUUAUCGGAAGGUGAAUGAAUUUCCAACUUCAACAUCAAGGAUCGAUAACUACGACUUGUACUGGCGAGGUCGUUUAGACGGUGUUUUCGGAACAGGCGCACUAUUUUAUCCGUCGAACUUCGAAGGCGAAGAAGAUCGACGCUACGAACGAAUCUACUGGGGCCAGAACUGGAUGGAUUACAUCACACCGAGUGCAAGACAUGCGACCAGUUUUAUCCUCACUGCAUACUAACA
This is a messenger RNA of Gongylonema pulchrum, 651 nucleotides long. The record is from the annotation of a GenBank genome assembly. Lineage: Eukaryota; Metazoa; Nematoda; Chromadorea; Rhabditida; Gongylonematidae.